AUGAAGCACCUCGCAGCUUACCUCCUUCUCACCCUCGGUGGCAACACCUCCCCCUCUGCCGCCGAUGUCAAGGCCGUUCUCGAGUCCGUUGGCAUUGAGGCCGAUGAGGAGCGCCUCAACACCCUGAUCUCCGAGCUUGAGGGCAAGGACAUUCAGCAGCUCAUCUCUGAGGGUUCCGAGAAGCUCGCUUCCGUUCCUUCUGGUGGUGCCGGUGGUGCCUCUGCUGGUGGCGCCGCUGCCGCUGGUGGUGCCGCUGAGGAGGCCAAGGAAGAGGAGAAGGAGGAGGAGAAGGAGGAGUCCGACGAGGAUAUGGGCUUCGGUCUCUUCGACUAA
Fusarium coffeatum is the source of this 333-nucleotide messenger RNA. RefSeq lists its product as uncharacterized. The record is from RefSeq and is a predicted model, not a curated record. Gene Ontology annotation, molecular function: structural constituent of ribosome. Gene Ontology annotation, cellular component: cytosolic large ribosomal subunit; ribosome. The coding region runs from base 1 to 333 and encodes 110 amino acids. The transcript is spliced from 2 exons. Gene Ontology annotation, biological process: cytoplasmic translational elongation; translation. Lineage: Eukaryota; Fungi; Ascomycota; Sordariomycetes; Hypocreales; Nectriaceae.